AUGGAGGCCUCUCGCGGACCCCCUCGGGUCAAGAACAAGGCUGCUGCGCCGGUUCAGAUCUCCGCAGAGCAACUGCUCCGCGAGGCCGUUGACCGGCAAGAGCCUGGCCUUGAGGCGCCGACCCAGCGCUUUGCCGAUCUUGAAGAGCUACAUGAAUACCAAGGUCGGAAAAGAAAAGACUUCGAAGACUAUGUGCGCCGCAACCGUAUUAACAUGAACAACUGGAUGCGCUAUGCCGCCUGGGAGCUUGAACAAAAAGAAUUCCGCCGCGCGCGAUCCAUCUUCGAGCGUGCGCUCGAUGUUGACCCGACUUCGGUGGUUCUUUGGAUUCGUUACAUCGAAGCUGAGAUGAAGACCCGAAAUAUUAAUCAUGCCCGAAACCUCCUCGACCGCGCCGUGACUAUCCUCCCACGCAUCGACAAGCUCUGGUAUAAGUACGUCUAUAUGGAGGAGACGCUGGGCAACAUCCCCGGUACCCGCCAAGUGUUUGAACGAUGGAUGUCAUGGGAACCGGAAGAGGGUGCAUGGGGCGCAUACAUCAAAAUGGAGAAGAGAUAUAGUGAAUUCGAACGAGCACGCGCCAUUUUCCAGCGGUUUACUGUCGUCCACCCUGAACCUCGAAACUGGAUCAAAUGGGCCCGCUUUGAGGAGGAGUAUGGCACAAGUGACUUGGUUCGUGAAGUCUAUGGUGUGGCUAUUGAAACGUUAGGGGAAGACUUCAUGGACGAGAAGAUCUUUUCCGCGUAUGCUAAAUUCGAGGCUAAGUUGAAGGAGUAUGAGCGCGCUCGAGCGAUUUACAAGUAUGCCCUAGACCGACUGCCACGGUCCAAGGCGAUGGCCCUUCACAAGGCCUACACGACAUUUGAAAAGCAAUUCGGUGAUCGUGAAGGUGUGGAGAAUGUCAUUCUAUCCAAGCGCAGAGUGCAGUACGAAGAGCAGCUUAAGGAGAACCCUCGCAAUUAUGACAUCUGGUUCGACUUUGCGGGCUUGGAGGAAACUGCGGGUGACACAGAACGGGUGCGGGACAUCUACGAACGGGCCAUUGCACAGAUUCCUCCAUCACAAGAGAAAAGACAUUGGCGUCGCUACAUCUAUCUCUGGAUCUUUUACGCCGUAUGGGAAGAAAUGGAAGCGAAGGAUAUGGAACGCGCUGGGCAAAUCUAUCAGGAGUGUCUGAAGAUAAUCCCGCACAAGAAGUUCACAUUUGCCAAAGUCUGGCUCAUGAAAGCGCAGUUCGAGAUUCGCCAAAUGCAGCUACAAUCAGCACGAAAGACAUUGGGUCAGGCGAUUGGAAUGUGUCCGAAGGACAAACUGUUCCGUGGCUAUAUCGACAUUGAAAAACGGUUGUUCGAAUUCGGCCGGUGCCGUACUCUGUACCAAAAGUACAUUGAAUGGAACCCUUCCAAUUCCCAAUCGUGGAUGCAGUUCGCAGACCUGGAGCGUAAUCUGGGUGACACGGAACGAGCGAGGGCUAUCUUCGAGCUUGGCAUCGACCAGUCGACACUUGACAUGCCUGAGCUUUUGUGGAAGACUUACAUGGACUUUGAAGCAGAUCAAAGCGAGUAUGAUCGAGUCCGACAAUUGUACGAACGUCUUCUUCAGAAAACCGAUCACGUCAAGAUCUGGAGCAACUACGCCCAAUUCGAGGCCUCGGUGCCGGGCGAGGAAGAGGAGGAGGAAGAGGAAGAAGAGGAGAAAUUGAGUCAAGAAGUACUCAGCCGCACACGUGCAAUCUUCCGACGGGGAGAGAAGGUUCUCAAAGACAAGGGUCUCACGGAGGAUCGUGUAAGUCUUCUCGGCAUUUGGCAAGAUUUCGAACAUUCAUAUGGAUCUCCGGAGGAUAUCGAAAAGAUCGACAAACAGAUGCCCCGGCGCGUCAAGAAGCGCCGCAAGAUGGCCAACGACCAGUACGAGGAGUACGUGGCCUAUGUGUUCCCUGCAGACGAUCAAUCUGCUGCCAAUCUUUCUCGUUUGCUCCAAAAGGCGCACCAAUGGAAGCAAACCCAGUCCUAG
Penicillium coprophilum is the source of this 2013-nucleotide messenger RNA. It is a transcript of the gene clf1, whose product is annotated as putative cell cycle control protein (Cwf4). Gene Ontology annotation, molecular function: protein binding. Gene Ontology annotation, cellular component: U2-type catalytic step 2 spliceosome; post-mRNA release spliceosomal complex; precatalytic spliceosome. The record is from RefSeq and is a predicted model, not a curated record. The transcript is spliced from 2 exons. The coding region runs from base 1 to 2013 and encodes 670 amino acids. NCBI's taxonomy places the organism in Eukaryota, Fungi, Ascomycota, Eurotiomycetes, Eurotiales, Aspergillaceae. Gene Ontology annotation, biological process: mRNA splicing, via spliceosome; spliceosomal complex assembly.